ACUAUCAACAAAAAAAGUUUACUUCUGUUCUGGGGAUGUGAGAGCGUGCGACUGCCGAGGAGGGAAAGAUAUCUUGUUAUAUCUUCGGACUGGAUGAAAAUUGUGCCGGGAAAAUGGCUGAAAAAGGGAACAUCGAGAAGUCCAAUCCAGUGGAGGCGACAGCCAUGGCUAAGCAGAUUCGCGAGCAACACGAGAGUAGCGGCUCGGUGUUGUCCCGGCCGCGGAAGACCGGCAGCGCUGGCUAUUUCUCGGAGCGCUUGGCAAGCCUUUACGAGGUGGACUACUCACCCAAGACGGCCAAGCCCUCAGAGCCCCGUCCGUGCUCCGUCACCAGGAGGAACAAUCCACACCCAUCUCACAUGUUUAUGAAUUGGAAGGUGCCGACGCGUCUGAUCGUCGACGAGCCGACCUACCAGCAGCAACAGGAGCGAUUGUUGCUGGAUAGCAAGCAGCGCUUCUAUGAGGACAUCAACGGUGAACGCAAAUACACGAGCACCGGCGGCAACAACGUCCUGAAGGAAGUGGGUAUGCUUCGCGGGAUGAACCCCUCCCUCCUGCCAUCUCGCCGGACGGUCCGCACCUCCACCACCCACCACGUACCUGCCUACGGGAUGCUCAAACACUCCAGGGAAAAGGACAUGGAGGAGGAGUUCAAGCAGGCGUCCGGGGUGGGGGGCAAGGCAGCGACGCCCGGGGUGCCCAAGUUACCCGCAGUGCCUCAAUCACCACGGAAACAAAGAGGAAGCCCUGAUCUCAAUUCGCAGAUGUCGCGCAACCUGCGGCCCCGAGCCGUGCCGGCCGCCCAGAACUGGCUGAAGACGGCCGGGAAUAGCGAGACCAAGAUCAUCAACAAUGCCAUGAAGGCGGCCGACCUGGAUAGGACACUGGGACGCACCCUGCAGCCUGACGCCAAGAAGGCUGUGGAGAAGUGGCUCACGACCGCCAAUGAAAAAGAUCGCGAGGUAGCCAUUGAGUUUUUCGGCUCGCUGGCUGGCAGCAAGCUGAUGGGUGCGAAGGACGUCAUCUCCGACCAUCAGAUUCACACUGACUGCAAAGGCCAGGCGACGUGCAAGAUAUGUGACGGGGCUAGGCUCCAGCAGGUCAUGGACGCGCUGAAAAAAGGGAAACCUGUAGCAUCUAUCACCCUCAAGAAGGACCCUAAGCAACCAGGGCAGGUGGACCGACGCCUACAGCUUCUGACCCCCUAUACCCGCAGCCACAAGAACGAGUUCCAGACCUGGCACCACCUGCCUGUCUUCAAGCACACCGGGCCGGUAUCCAACACCAUCGCGCUCUUCACGCGACCCCAUCGACCAAUCCCAAGACACUUCACCAUCCACCCAGAGUGGGAAUAGUUCCAAAAUAUUGCAUUUUAACUACUCUUUUUUUUUAAACUCAAUUAUAACCACACCAUAUUAAAAUGUAGCUAAAGAGUAACCUUACAUGUAUAUCCGAGAAUUCGAGCAGGUUCAGUGUCUACUUUUACAUGCUUCUUCACUCGUUAAAAACAUGUACCUUAUAUUUGAAAAAAAAAUCCAUUUACUGAAUUAUAACCACGUUUAAAAAAAAAACGUAGCUCGAGAGUACUUUUUUGGUAUUUAUUAAAUAACACAAGUGAGACACUAAUACUUAAUAAAAAAAAGUAGAAUCAAUGGAAAAAUAUUUGAUUUGUUGAGUAAAUGUUGACAUAAAAAUAAAAAGUGCUUAAAAAUUGCUCACACUCAGUUGUGCAUUAAAAUUAAGAAAAUGUACUAAGAAAUUACUUCGACAUGAGUGUGUAAGUUUGAACCUAUAUGUUGCCAUGAUCAAAAGGGUUCAAAGAACAACUGUUAUUUUAAGAAAUGAAAAUUUCAGCUCGAAAGAAACCACUUUUUGUUUAGUUGUUUACUGAUAAAGUAAUACAUUUUAGUUUUGUACUGUCUGCUGGCAUGCUAAUGGUACGUAUUUUUUGGUGUAUUUAAUGGUUUACGGUGGGUUUUGUGUUACUGCUUUGUGUCACUUCUUUAAGUGAAUAUUUGGUCAAAUACUACACAUACCGUAUCUUCACAAUAUUUAUAACAUUCUCACCCUACAAACCUGCUGGGUCUUUCAGUCUACACUGUUGUUGCAAAACAAAAUGUUGUUUUUAGUUUUUGAAAGUUUAUGUUACGAAUUGUAAAAGCUUUAUGCACAAUAAAAUGCUCAGCACUUUAA
Messenger RNA from Patiria miniata (bat star), 2193 nucleotides. RefSeq lists its product as uncharacterized. The transcript has 7 exons. Lineage: Eukaryota; Metazoa; Echinodermata; Asteroidea; Valvatida; Asterinidae. The record is from RefSeq and is a predicted model, not a curated record. Bases 114 to 1355 code for a protein of 413 amino acids.